Molecule: messenger RNA, 2337 nt
Organism: Engraulis encrasicolus (European anchovy)
Lineage: Eukaryota; Metazoa; Chordata; Actinopteri; Clupeiformes; Engraulidae
Gene: bbs5
Product: Bardet-Biedl syndrome 5
Exons: 12
Coding region: 140-1168 (342 amino acids)
Biological process (GO): cilium assembly; intracellular transport
Cellular component (GO): BBSome; ciliary basal body
Molecular function (GO): phosphatidylinositol-3-phosphate binding
Source: RefSeq, a predicted model, not a curated record
GCCGAGGUGACGCAGUGACGCGGAGGAUUAGCUUGAGGACCAGCUAAUCUAAGUGCAAUUCAGCUUUGUAGCACACUUCGAGAUCUGUGAGGAAAUUUAGGACUAACAACGCACAAACACACGAGUUUAUCGACCGACUAUGGCAGCUGUCCUGGAUGUGCUGUGGGAAGACCGAGAUGUUAGGUUCGAUAUUACGGCACAGCAAAUGAAAACAAGACCCGGGGAAGUCCUUAUAGAUUGUUUGGAUUCCAUAGAAGACACGAAGGGAAACAACGGCGACAGAGGUAGACUUUUGGUGACCAACCUGAGAAUCAUCUGGCAUUCGCUUGCUCUGCCAAGAGUUAACCUCUCUGUAGGAUACAACACCGUCAUCAACAUCACAACAAGAACAGCCAAUUCGAAACUGAGGGGGCAAACAGAGGCCUUGUACAUACUAACCAAGUCUAACAACACCCGGUUUGAGUUCAUCUUCACCAAUGUGGUGCCCGGCAGCCCCAGACUCUUCAUAUCAGUCAUUGCUGUGCACAGGGCGUAUGAAACGUCUAAAAUGUAUCGGGACCUGAAGCUGAGGGGGGCUCUGAUUCAGAACAAGCAGCUGCGGCUCCUUCCACGAGAGCAGGUGUACGACAAGAUCAACGGUGUGUGGAAUCUCUCCAGUGACCAGGGCAACCUGGGAACCUUCUUCAUCACUAAUGUCCGGAUCGUGUGGCAUGCCAACAUGAACGAGAGCUUCAAUGUCAGCAUCCCCUACCUGCAGAUCCGCUCCAUUAGGAUAAGAGACUCCAAGUUUGGUCUGGCCCUGGUCAUAGAGAGCUCACAGCAGACUGGAGGCUACGUUCUGGGCUUCAAGAUUGACCCCAUGGACAAGCUGCAAGAUGCGGUGAAGGAGAUCAACUCUCUGCACAAAGUCUACUCCAACAACCCCAUCUUUGGUGUUGAGUACGAGAUGGAGGAGAAGCCUCAGCCACUGGAGGAGCUGACGGUGGAGCAGCCACCAGAUGAUGUGGAGAUCGAACCAGACGAGCAAACAGACGCCUUCACUGCCUACUUUGCUGAUGGAAAUAAGCAACAGGACAGGGAGCCGGUGUUCUCUGAGGAGCUGGGCCUGGCCAUCGAGAAGCUGAAGGACGGCUUCACCCUGCAGGGCCUCUGGGAGGUCAUGGGCUGAGGCAGUGUGGCCCAAAUGUCCAUGGGACACCCGUGUCCAUGUUUUAUGACCUUCUCCUCUGCCCUACCCCCACCCCACAGCAACAGGACCCUGAAGCCAAUGAGAUCAUGGACUGACACGUUUAAAUAUAGGACAAUUAGAUGCUGUGUGUUGACUAGCCCUGUCUAUUGGAAUGAAUGUGUCAAUCUUGGUACGGGGGUAACGCUGCUUGAAAUGAAUGAACAUAAAGGCGUAAGGUGAUACGCAAAUCAUCCAGUAGGUGGCAGCAAAAUAACAUCUUUGCUGAUGGUUGUGAAAGACAUAGGAACCCCAUACUAGGACAGCAGCGCUGUGGCUGUGGCUGUCACGAGGCAGCACGGAUGCGGAUGCCUGACUCAUCUUUGAAAGGAAAAUGUAUGUCCGCAACACUGUUGGAUGCUCCCAGACAAAGUUUUAUGACACAAUGCCAUUAAACUUUGUCCGGGAGCAUUGAACCGAUAUUGUCCUUUCAGUAAUCUUUGGUGUGGCCCGGAACCUGUGCUACUGAUGCGCACACAUUCUCUGACUUUUUGGCACUCCGCUCUACCAGCCUCACAAAAGCCAUCCGCCCCACCUGACCACCUGAAUGUCCACAUGUUAGGUAUUCCAUGAAGCAGGAUUACAUUGUACUCUGUACUGUGGACUGAACUUGGACCGUUUCCUCUGCACAAGUGGUAAACCUGCUAAUAGCUGGGCCCUGAAUUUUUCUGGAAGAAUGAAUCCAUAAGACCCCUCGUUGCCACUCACUCAGACCAAGAGGUCACUAAAACACAUACUAGUGCAACUGGUAAAUCUGUUAAUAGCUGAUCCCUCUGAUGUGGUUUUGCUAGAAGAUUGAAUUCAUAAGACCCUUAUAUUAUGAUAAUUACCAUUCUUGGACAGUAAACCACAUACAGCGCUUGGAGUACUCCCAGGGUGUAGUUUUUGUGAGGCAGUGGUUGUCUGUUUGUCUUGCUGAGAUGGUAACUUACUUACCAAAGUUAUCUGUUUUGUUUGAUGAAUUUUCAUGAACUAAAGUAACCAUGUCUGUUCUAUGUGUUAGUGAGUGACAGUGACAAUGUUGAAUAUGGAGUGUGUGUGUUAUUGUAUCACGUAAAUGUAUAUGAGCGGUUUGUAUAGAUUUCUAUUAAACAAUCUAUUUAUUCUUUUGA